Messenger RNA from Trypanosoma rangeli, 1236 nucleotides. Its product is annotated as trans-sialidase. The record is from RefSeq and is a predicted model, not a curated record. The coding region runs from base 1 to 1236 and encodes 411 amino acids. The transcript has a single exon. NCBI's taxonomy places the organism in Eukaryota, Euglenozoa, Kinetoplastea, Trypanosomatida, Trypanosomatidae. Gene Ontology annotation, molecular function: exo-alpha-sialidase activity.
AUGUACUCCAGUAACCCGGAGAAGGAUUGGAGGCUGUCGCAGGGGAUGGCAGCUGGGGACUGCGUGGAUCCUGCCGUUGUGGAGUGGGGAAGCGGGAGACUUUUGAUGAUGACUGCGUGUGAGGAGGGUCACCGCAAGGUGUACGAGUCGAGCAAUAUGGGGAAGACGUGGGCGGAGGCGCUUGGGACACUCUCGCGCGUGUGGGGCAACGCACUUGAGCGUGACGGAUCUGGCGGCCAAAGUGGCUUCAUCACCGCGACGAUUGAAGAAAGGGACGUGAUGCUCCUCACCCUGCCGGUGACUUUGAAAGACGACGUAACCGAUCAACUCCAUCUUUGGCUCACUGACGCCGCCCACAUUAUGGAUGUUGGGCCGAUACCCAACGCAAAUGAGCAUGCGGCCGGCAGUGCCCUACUGUUUAGGGGCAAGGAGGAGUUGAUCUCCUUGCAGGAGCUGAGUUCAGUGGGAGUGAGUGGUGGUGUGGGGGUGUCUGAGGGCCUUCACCUUGCGCACCUGACGGAGCAGCUGGAACAUAUAAAGAAAGUGGUGAAAACAUGGAAGGAAGUGGAUGAACGUGUCAAGCAGUUGUGCCUUCCAACGGAGGCUGGUGCAGCUGCCUCUCCUGGCGCGGGCUGCAGCAAAGCGGUGCCCACUGAAGGGCUGGCUGGGUAUUUGGCCGGCUCUUUUGCAGAGGGCCAAUGGAAGGACGAGUACCUCGGGGUGAACGCCACUGUAAUGAGUGGAGAACUGGCAAGCCCGGAUUGGACUGGCAAUGGGGGCGUGAUUUUCAAAGGGCGUGGUUCGUGGGCGGAAUGGCCGGUGAGCAAACAGGGGCAGAAUCAGCGGUACCACUUUGCGAACUACAACUUCACUCUUAUGGCGACGGUGACGAUCCACGCGGUGCCGGAGGCAACAAGCAGCCCAAUUCCUCUGUUGGGUGUGAGGAUAAAUGACAGCACUGUGCUUUUGGGUCUGUCGUAUACGAAGGACAGGCAGUGGAGUGUGCUUUGCAAGGGCGGAAAUGGAGGCGAUCGCACCAGCACGUGGGAGCCAAAUAAAAAAUACCACGUGGCGAUCGUGCGGGAGGGCGACAGCCAGGGAUCCGUGUACGUUAACGGCCAGCGUGUGGGGAGUUCACAAGCGGCACUGCAGUGCGAAACGAAGCCGUGCACGAUCUCAAACACUUCUACAUUGGCGGGGACGGCGGCGCCACAGAAGGGACAGCGAGCGAUGUGA